Gadus macrocephalus (Pacific cod) is the source of this 3366-nucleotide messenger RNA. RefSeq names its product solute carrier family 25 member 23b (gene slc25a23b). Gene Ontology annotation, molecular function: calcium ion binding; ATP transmembrane transporter activity. Lineage: Eukaryota; Metazoa; Chordata; Actinopteri; Gadiformes; Gadidae. The transcript is spliced from 10 exons. The coding region runs from base 808 to 2262 and encodes 484 amino acids. Gene Ontology annotation, biological process: transmembrane transport. The record is from RefSeq and is a predicted model, not a curated record.
CUCGAUCGUUCCUGUCCUCCGAUAAGCCAAUAAACUCUCUUUCCGUAAGGUCAUUCCGCACCUUCCGGCUGGAAUUAGUGUUUAUACUGUCUAGACAUCUUCUGCAAGUGUAAUUUAUAGAUGUUUGAAGACUGACAGUAUAGUCAAGUUUCGGAUUUGGAGCGCGAGGACAGAUGUGUCACUACUGCGGGAUAAAAUGUUUCGCCGGCGGGAAGCUUUACUUAGUUUUACUUCGUUCCUCGAGUCCCCUGGAUCAUUGUGCCGCCGAUACCAGCCAUACUUGUACGUUAAAUGAACGCAUGGUGAUAAAAUGAUACAACUAAAUACGUAAGGGACGAGGUCGACAGAGCUCAAGUGAUCAGUUGGACCUUGGUGGCAUUAAGCCUACGAACAGGUAAUUUAAUCAAUUGAUAAGAGCAGCCAACCAAAUACAUCAGGUGUUUUUACUUUUAUUUUUUACAUCAACUUUUAUUAGACAGAGAUUGGCCUAGAUGUGUGCCAAGUGAGAACACCAGUUGCAUAAUCCCAUCCACCGGAAGAUCUGACUGCGUACAGAAUGACAGGGCAUUUAAAUAUGUUAUAGUCUGACUCUUUAUCAGAUUUUCACAAACCGGCUUUUACGGGGGUGUCGACACACACACACACACACACACACACACACACACACACACACACACACACACACACACACACACACACACACCCAUCAACCCACACACAUACCAACACACACACACACACACACACACACACACACACACACACACACACACACACACACACACACACACACACACACACACACACAUGGGCGACAACAGGGAAUGGUUGUGCCUGGGUUGGACCCAGACUCGCUGUCAAGAGAAGGAUGAAGGAUGUGUGGACCCAGAGACAGAUCGGGGGAGCACAUAUGCGGAACUAUUCAAACAGCUUGACCUGAAUUACGACGGGAGAGUGGACAUCAAUGAACUGCGGAUUGGACUCGCCGCCCGCGGAUUACAGUGGGAUGAUGCAGAAGAGAUUGUGCGACAGGGCGACAGCAACCACGAUGGCACGCUGGACUUUGAGGAGUUCUCGGGGUACUUACGAGCUCAUGAAAAGAAGCUGUCACUCAUUUUCCACAACCUGGACCGCAACAAUGACGGACAUAUUGAUGUGAAAGAGAUUCAACAGUCCCUUCAGGGCCUGGGAGUGGAAGUCAGCAUGGAACAGGCCACCCGGAUACUGCGGAGUAUGGACAGAGACGGCACGAUGUCAAUAGACUGGAAUCAGUGGCGAGAUAAUUUCCUGUUCAACCAUUUUCAAAACCUGGAGGAGAUUGCCCACUUCUGGAAACACUCACAUAUGUUUAACAUCGGAGAACAUCAUACUGUACCGGAUGAAUUCAGCGAGCGAGAGCAUCGCUCAGGAACGGUGUGGAGACAGCUGAUGGCCGGGGCCUCGGCCGGGGCCGUGUCGCGGACAGUGACCGCCCCUCUGGACCGACUCAAGGUCUUUCUGCAGGUGCGCUGCACAACUUCCAAGAGGGUCAGCCUUUGGGCAGGGUCUAAAGUGAUCAUUCAGGAGGGAGGUGUUUUCUCACUCUGGAGAGGAAAUGGCAUUAAUGUCCUCAAGAUCGCCCCUGAAACAGCGAUCAAAUUCAUGGUUUAUGAACAGAUCAAGUGCCGAAUCCGGAGUAGUCGCGAAGGGGGCGCAUUGAGGGUCCAGGAGAGGUUUGUUGCUGGAUCCCUAGCCGGAGUUUCCGCCCAGACCUUAAUCUACCCGAUGGAGGUGUUGAAGACUCGUCUCACACUCAGAAGGACAGGGCAGUACAGAGGGAUCGCCGACUGCGCCGGGCAGAUCCUGAGAAAAGAAGGCGUGCUGGCCUUCUACAGAGGGUACCUGCCCAACAUGCUGGGCAUCAUACCGUACGCCGGCAUCGACCUGGCAGUGUACGAGACCCUGAAGAACGCCUGGCUUCAGAGGUACAGCAAAGGCUCUGCCGACCCAGGAGUGCUGGUCCUGCUGGGAUGUGGGACAGUCUCCAGUACCUCCGGACAGCUGGCCUCCUACCCGCUGGCCCUGGUCCGAACGCGCAUGCAGGCUCAAGCCACAUGUGAGGGUCAGCCAAGACUCUCCAUGUUGGGGCAGUUCAAACACAUCAUGUUCCACGAAGGCGUGCCUGGGCUGUACCGAGGCCUCGCGCCCAACUUCCUAAAGGUCAUCCCUGCGGUCAGCAUCUCCUAUGUGGUGUAUGAACACAUGAAAAAGAUACUCAACUGAUGGACGAAUGGCAAACAAUAGUUGCUCGCUUAUUAGGAAGAAUGUCUCAGAAUUCUGAAUAAUGGGAUAUUGACCUAGACAGUUUCAAACCUCGGGAUGCAUUUUAAACAUGAAUGCUUUGAACUGCAAGUGCUUUAUCCAUUCCUGAUCAUUCUGCUACAGUCGCUUAACUAGGUUGGUCAUAAAUGCAUGGUCUUUUAAGAUUAUUAUGAAAAAAAUUCUAACCCUAUGGGAGCUUAAAGAUGCUAUGAGUGGUAUUAUAGUUUUGUGACCUAAACUUGAUUUCUGUAGAUGCUAUAUUGGCACACAUAGCCAUUGUAAAUAUAUCUUCAGAUUGCUGUAGCAUCAACCAUCAAUAUCACAUAUUAGUUGAAUGUGCAUGUGACCAUAUGUACCACUAAAUGGUCAUCAAGACACUUCGCGGACCAUCUUAUAUGCAAACAGCAAAAAACAAACAUGCAUGCAGUGGCUGGGCAAUAUUUGGCUGCUCUCCUUUUGUACACAAGUGUAAGAAGGUCGUGGCUAGUGAGAAAGAGUCAGCAGAGAUGCUUAUGCUUCCACAACCUGAUCGUGGGUUUCUUUAGCCAACACAAAUUAACACAAAACUUGAAUGGUAUCCGAUGGAAAACCUAUGAUGAAAUGCACAAAGCCACUCUUUUUCUGAAAUAAUAACUACUAUAUUUGCUUAAAAUAUUAAAAAGAUAUUUAUUUAAAAUGAUUUUUUCAUUAUUAUUAUUGUCAAUUUGUUUAUUUCAAGAAAGAAAUCCCAUGGAAAUGAAUUAAUUAGUGAUGAAAUGGCACAGAUAACUAUAUUGACAAUCAUAUGGAAGAUAUACCAUGUUUAUGGGGAACAGGACCAACUUGUUCCAGCACCUGCACCAGAGACAUGCAGGUGUGUGUAGCAAUAAGAGAUGCAGACGCCAGCUCAAGCCACAAAGCGCCUGAAAAGAAGCAGGUCAUUCCUUAUGCCAGGAAAAGGUUUGGUGGCGGGCGACCACAGAUGCAGUGACACAUUACAUUACAAAAGAUAUGGUCAAAAACACACAUUUGUGUGUCCCAUCCUUUACUAUUCCUUCAAGCGACUGCGUGUGUGGGAGUGUGUGG